This is a messenger RNA of Chiloscyllium plagiosum (whitespotted bambooshark), 1739 nucleotides long. The record is from RefSeq and is a predicted model, not a curated record. NCBI's taxonomy places the organism in Eukaryota, Metazoa, Chordata, Chondrichthyes, Orectolobiformes, Hemiscylliidae.
GCCUUUUCUGCUUCACUCACUUGCGAUCCUCGUCAGAGCUGUCCGCCUGUCGCUGCUGACACCCAGGGACGGCUGUUCUGUGCAAGCCGGCUUUUUGUGCGCUGGCUGGGAGGGAGCUGUUUAAUUCCGUACACAAGCCUUUCCCCACCUUCCGAACCUCCCCAGCGACUGAGGGCCUUCUAUGCUCCAGUUUGAGGCAAAGAUGGGCCAAGACCAAACCAAGCACCAAAUCGAGAAAGGGUUGCGUCUGUACCAGUCAAAUGAGACAGCGAAAGCCCUUGACAUCUGGAAGCGAGUGUUGGAGAAGAGUACCGACCUCCCCGGAAGGUUCCGGGUGUUGGGCUGCCUCAUCACGGCCCACUCUGAGAUGGGCAAGUACGCAGAGAUGAAGAAGUUCGCUGUCGCGCAGAUCGACGUGGCCCGUGAGAUCGCCGACUCUGACUACGUCACUGAGUCCUACCUCAACCUGGCCCGCAGCAACGAGAAGCUGUGCGACUUCGCCAAGACUGUCACCUACUGCAAGACCUGUUUGAGCAUGCAGGGGACCACCGUGGGUUUGCAGCUCAAUGGCCAGGUCUGCCUCAGCAUGGGCAAUGCCUACCUGGCCCCGAGCUGCUCAUAUUACUUCAGCAGAAUCUCCUUCCUCUUUCUACCUAUGUCAUUGGUACCUGGUGGACCACAGCAACUGGAUCUUUUCCCUCCUAUUUCCAGUUCCUCUAUAGUACCGGCUGGUUCCUUUGAUCCCUCCUCCUGGUUUAGUCACAAAAGUCCAGACAAUAAAGCUCUACCUCGCUAUGAUUCCUCGCUGAAUAUCAUGGCCGAAAUUGGCAACCGCCUGGGGCAGGCCCAAGUUCUUUUGGGAAUUGCCAAGUGCUGGUUCAUCCAAAAGGAGCAGGACAAGGCUCUCGAGGUGGUGGAGAAAGCUGGAGAACUGGCUGAAGCUGUGGGCAACAAGCUAUACAUGCUAAAGGCACACUGUUUAAGUGAGACAAUCUAUCGAGUGAAGGGUUCCCAGCGGCUUCUGCGAGAACAUGUUGUUAAAUUCCAUGAGUGCAUGGAAGACAUGGAGUUGUACUGCGGGAUGUGUGGAGAUUCCAUUGGAGAUAAGAACUCACAGCUCCAGGCGCUGCCAUGCUCCCAUCUUUUCCAUCUGAAAUGCUUACAAAACAGUGAGAUGCGAGGCUGUCCAAAUUGCAGGCGGUCUGCCAUGAAGCCUGGCUACGUGUGACUGGGACAACACCGGGAAUUCUUUCCCAAUCCAAACAUUAACAAACAGCCAUGGAUUCUGAAAGAAUCACAAACUCAGAAAACAACUCUUUAAGGAGCCACUUUUGACCGACUUGACCACGUUAAGGGCCAGUUGUUCGAGCUAUGGAGAGUGAUCAGAUGGGGGUCAAGAUGACAGAACCACUUGGACUUCGAGACCCUACAAUAUUUCCUGAGUACACGCGUGUGGCUGAUAUCUGGUUAUAAUGUAUUGGGAUCAUGAUCUGAAUAUCGAUUGAUUAAUAUGUUCUUUGUAGCAUCUGUUGUGUUAAACUGAAUGUUCAAAUGAGAUUCUUUGAUGAACAAGAUUAUCUGUUUGAACUGAAAACAAAUGCUGUGGAUCACAGUGAGUCAGACUGCAUCCAUGGAGAGAGAGUAAGCUAACAUUUUGAGUCUAGGCUUGACUAGACUAGUUACCAUGCUCUUUCUCCAUGGAUGAGCUGAAAAAUGUGUUGCUGGAAAAGCGCAGCAGG